UAUCGCUAGGAACACGGUGGCCGAAAUGAUGCAUACAAGAGUUUCGUGUAGGACAAUGUGUCGGACGUGACAAUCCUUUCAGACCACCCACACAUGCUUCCUUCCAGUUAUAUAUAUAUAUAAAUUUCACAUUUCACCCCUAAUUUACUGCCCCUUGAUAACGUAAAGGAUAACAAUGGCAACCCAAAUAAAGCAUCUGUUUUCAUUUGGAGCAUUGGCUGAUAUUCAGUAUGCAGACAGAGAUGAUGGACAUAAUUUCCAGCGAACUAAGAUAAGAUUUUAUAGAAAUGCUGAAAACUUACUCAAAGAUGCUCUGGCUGAGUGGAAAAAAAGACAGCCAUCAGUUACAUUUGUUCUCCAGCUUGGUGAUUUGAUUGAUGGCGUCAAUAAACGAACUAACAACAGUGAGGCAGCUUUAAACAGAAUGCUGGCUAUAUUUCAGGACCUUCCUGUCCCAACUUACCCAAUUAUUGGCAACCAUGACCUGUAUAAUUUCCAGCACUCUGAUCUAAUACAGUCUGCCUUAUUUGACAGUGUUAGAAAGCUUCCGCAGAACAACUCGGACACUUUGCAGGAUGGAAGAACUUGCUACGAUAUAAAUGAACCAUCUGGGUAUUACUCAUUUGAACCAUGUAGUCAGUACCGAAUUAUUUGCCUCGACUGCUAUGACUUUGGUGUACCAGGACAGCAUGUUGACUCACCUCAGUACUUGAUAGCAAAAGAAAUUUUACUUCAGAAUAACUCAAAUAAUGAUUUGAAUUCACCUGAAGGGCUGCAUGGCUGUCAAAGGAGAUUUGUGCAAUAUAAUGGAGGUGUUGGCGAAAAACAGCUCCAGUGGUUGAGAAAAGAAUUGCAGCUAGCAGAAAGUAAAGACCAAAAAGUGAUUGUCUGUGGUCAUAAUCCAAUAUUUGUCGAAAGUUCAGACCCCCAGUGCCUAUGUUGGAAUUAUGAGGAAAUCCUUGAUAUCCUACACAGUCACAAUAAUGUUGUCAUGUACAUGUGUGGACAUGACCACGAUGGUGGAUAUGCUAUUGACAAACAUGGCAUCCAUCAUGUGACAUUUCCGGGAAUAAUUGAAACACCUCCUGAACUCAAUGCCUAUGUUACCAUUGAUGUUUUCACUGAUAGAAUAGAAAUGUGUGGGCUUGGAUGUGUGGAAACCAUUUUUGUCUAGAGUAAUUUUUUCCCCUAGAGUUUUGUACAAACAUAGAUUUGUAUGUUACUUGAACUGUAUUUCCAGUACUUUAUGUAUUGGCUGUUAGGGAUUGGAUAUCUGGUAUUUUUUUUAAUAUUAAAAAAACUUAUGGAUUUAUAAUAAUCUUCAGAAUUGAAUUUGUAUGGAACAGUGAUUGGCAUGUUGCCUUGUAGAAUGGAGAUACAGGAAAUUGUGUGGAAAAUGUCCACUUCUUUGUAUCUCAUUAUGCAAACAUUUAGAGUAACUAAAUACCCAUGGAAUGAUGUGCUCCCUGCUAGAUCUGAUAAAAACAAAGCCAGGACAACCCACCAGGUCAAGCCAGGACACCUAUGGUGUGAGACAACUGAUAUUUCCACCCACCUGGAUACAAAGUAUAGUGUUAAGUAUCCAAGUCAAGAGCACAACAAAGUCUGAUAGCAAGAUGGGGUUAGAACUUUUCACCUUUGUUCAAAGGGUCCUAUACUGUGACCAUGCCGUCACCUCAUGUCAGAAUAAGGUGGAAAUUGGUUGUCUUGAAAGAGUGCAUUCCAUUUUGCAGUAUUAAAAUGAACACAAUUGUUUUGAGUAACCUAAGAGCAAAGUUGUAAUGCUAAAAUAGACAUCGUAUUAUGACAUAUUUUUGAUAAUUAGUACUUUGAGGUUCAAUAAAAAUCGUCCUAAUCUACAAAAUUAUGAUAUAACUCAAAAUCUGUCUGUGUCUAAGGAGUAAAAGUUAUUUUAAGUAUUUUUCUUAUAUUUUAUCAGAAAAUAUAAUUGCUCAGGUUGAGAAUAUUAGGGUGAGAAGUUGUCUGUGAUUGUUAUUGAAUUUUUUUUUUUAUUUUAAAUGGCUGUGAUUCCUACAUUUACAGAUUUUUAUGAAUGUAUGUUUAUAUGACAUUAUUGAUGUGACAUUUGUGUUUGAACACCACAAAAAAGUAAGGCAUGAAAAUUGUUAUGUUUGUCAUUGUAAAUCAUCUUUUGAAUAAACCAUUUAUGUAUGAUUUAUAAUUCAAAUGCACUAAUGGAGAACUAAUAAUCGUGAAGGAUGCUGACUGCUGUCAGUUAUUCUCAUUAACAACCAAUAUAUUCUGUUUUAAAUGAAUUUGAACUUUAUUUCUUUGAUCUUUAAAGAUUUAUUAAGUCACAUUUUGCAAGUAACAUUGUUUAAAAAAACAGCUAUUGAAUGUAACAGACACCACACUAUCAAACACUGACUCAUAUUUUUAAGAAGACUGCUGACAGCAAAAGCCUCAUUCACAGAAAGUAUCAACUAUUUUGGCUAAUCUUCGACUGCAAAAUCUGGAUAGCUAACUUCAAGAAGUGUACUUUCUGGUGUCAGGCUACAGCUUUUAAGAAUUCUUUGGCCCAAAUUAAAUAUAUCUGACAUACCUUGAUCAAUAAUGGGCUACUGUAACCAUUUAAGAGUAAAAGAGAGGACAUUCACAGUUUGCCCAAGGGGCUUAAUUAAAUCGCUCAAAAAUGAGGUAGGUGGCCUUUCAGAUUUUUUGUAAAAUGUAAUUUAGUUUGAAAAAUGAGGUAAGUGGCCUUUCAGAUAUUUUUUUUGCAAAAUGUAAUUUAGUUGGCUAAGUCUUAUUACACCAAAAUCUGACUUGAGACUUAUUGUGCAACAGACCAGAGAUGAAAUUUAUGAAAAAGAUCAUAAAAUAAAGUGCCUUUCUUCAAUCAACAGCAAAUAUUGAAAUCAUUCAUUUCCAAUAUUUCGAUGUCUGUCUAGAGCACCUUCAUCAGGCAAUAUAUAUGAGGUGAACAAUUUCAAUAUUAAUUGUUGAUUGAAGAAAAAUCACUUUACUCUUAUAUCAUUACAUGGCUGAUGAAAUUCU
Lingula anatina is the source of this 3015-nucleotide messenger RNA. Its product is annotated as manganese-dependent ADP-ribose/CDP-alcohol diphosphatase. Gene Ontology annotation, molecular function: ADP-ribose diphosphatase activity; manganese ion binding; CDP-glycerol diphosphatase activity. The record is from RefSeq and is a predicted model, not a curated record. NCBI's taxonomy places the organism in Eukaryota, Metazoa, Brachiopoda, Lingulata, Lingulida, Lingulidae.